Messenger RNA from Rosa rugosa (rugosa rose), 2237 nucleotides. RefSeq names its product ALBINO3-like protein 1, chloroplastic. Bases 177 to 1844 code for a protein of 555 amino acids. Gene Ontology annotation, cellular component: chloroplast thylakoid membrane. The transcript has 9 exons. The record is from RefSeq and is a predicted model, not a curated record. Gene Ontology annotation, molecular function: membrane insertase activity. Gene Ontology annotation, biological process: protein insertion into membrane; protein localization to chloroplast; thylakoid membrane organization. NCBI's taxonomy places the organism in Eukaryota, Viridiplantae, Streptophyta, Magnoliopsida, Rosales, Rosaceae.
CAGAUAUUUUGGGUUUCAGUAGUCCCAGCAAAAUUGGAAAAUGAGAAAACACCAAACUUCUCCUCCCUCAUUCCCAGGAAGCAAGUCACAGUGAUGCUGCUGAACCCAACCUCAACCUCAACCUCCUUCUAGGGUUUCCAAUUUCCCCAAUUCCCAAUUCCCAAUCCCUCCAAAAAAUGGCUACUUUAUUAUCCUUCCAACCCUCCCCACUCCUCGCCCCGGCUCCGAAUCCCCGGAACCCUCUCCUCCCUCGAACCCACCUCCACUACGGCUUCUCCUACCGCGGCUCGCUCGCCGUCGCCCGCCUCGGACUCGGGUCGGGUCUCCUCCCCGACCCGGAAGACGCCGAGCCCGUGCUCAAGGAGCUGCUCACUAAAGCCGAGAGCUUGCUGUACACGGUGGCCGACGCGGCGGUCUCGGCUCAGUCGGCGACGGAGAAACUAAGCAGCAGCAAGCAGGGCAACGAUUGGCUCUCCGGGAUUACGAAUUACCUCGAGAGCGUGCUCAAGGUUUUGAAGGAUGGGCUCUCCAGUGUUCAUGUUCCUUACUCUUAUGGCUUCGCGAUUAUACUGUUGACUGUUCUCGUUAAAGCUGCGACCUUUCCUUUGACGAAGAAGCAAGUCGAGUCUACUAUGGCUAUGCGAUCGUUACAGCCUCAGAUAAAAGCCAUACAAGAACGCUACGCUGGGGAUCAGGAGAGAAUUCAACUCGAAACUGCGCGGUUGUAUAAAUUGGCUGGCAUAAACCCCUUGGCAGGAUGCCUGCCUACUCUUGCAACGAUACCGAUAUGGAUUGGUCUGUAUAGGGCUCUUUCGAAUGUGGCAGAUGAGGGGCUCCUUACGGAAGGCUUCUUUUGGAUACCAUCGUUGGCCGGUCCUACAACAAUUGCUGCUCGAAGUAGUGGCAGUGGAGUCUCUUGGCUUUUCCCUUUUGUAGAUGGUCAUCCACCCCUUGGAUGGUCAGACACCUUGGCAUAUCUUGUCUUGCCCGUUUUGCUGGUUGCCUCGCAGUACAUAUCUGUUCAAAUUAUGCAGUCAUCACAGCCACAGACUAGCGAUCCAAACAUGAAGAGUUCACAAGCAAUUACCAAGUUCCUUCCUUUGAUGAUUGGUUACUUUUCUCUUUCAGUUCCUUCCGGUCUAAGUCUCUAUUGGUUCACAAAUAACUUACUGAGCACAGCACAACAAGUAUGGCUUCAAAAGUUUGGGGGUGCUAAAAAUCCAAUUAGUCAACUAAGUGAUACCAUUGUCAAGGAAGAGGAACCCCAAAUUCAAAAGUCUGUCUCUGCACUAAGUUCAACCAAGUCUGUCUCUACUCUAAAUUCAACCAAAUCUGUCUCUGCUCCUACUUCAACCCAAAAGGAUGCGAAACAAGAAGUGAAGUUGACUUCAGAGGGUCUGCGCCCUGGUGAAAGAUUUAAAAUGAUAAAGGAGCAAGAAGCCCGGAGAAAACAGCAAAGAGAAGAAGAAAAGAGGAAACUUGAAGAGGCAGCAGCCAAAGGAACUCAAAUAGCUAAUGAGAUACAUGGAGAAGCCAGAUUACUUGAGAGAGAAAAUGGAGUUGCAGUUGAAGUAGUGAAAAAGAGAGAAGAAGUUGAAUCUCAGACCACAACUCAUAAUUCCUCUCGUGUUGGGGUUCCUGUGAAUGGUGAUGGGUCCAUACAGGAAUUGAAGGAAGAUCAGAACACAGUGUCUGCGCUUCAGAUGGAAAGCAGUGAAGUUUCUACCAUUCCAAAUGAUGAGCACGAGUCACUCAAAAGUAGAGAAAAUGAAAAGGAAGCGGUUAAAGUACAAACUUCCACAACCACUGUGGAUAAAACAGUAUCUGGAGACGGCAGAGAGUGACAAACCAUGUAGCAUAAGCAUUGUUCAUUCGGUAAAUGAGUCUAGCUAUUCACGUUGAGAGGAUUGUUACUGAUCACCCAAGUAGAAUAUGGAUAGGGUCCGAGCCAUUCAAAGCAGUCAGGGUUGUAUAUUAUAUCCAAGAGAGACGAGUAGGAUCUACGAGAUUUUGGGGUUAGCACUCUGUAGCUGGAACAAGCGUUUGAAUACAUGUUCUGCAGAAAAAGGUUACUUUCCCUUGUAAUGGCAAUGUUCUUUAUUAUUUUUGUGAAAUGGGAAAAAUGGAUAGGAAACUUAGCAGAUGUAUGGGAUUUUUUUCUUUUUCUUUGUUGUUCAUUGUGUAGCCGCACAAGUUAUGAAUGAAUGAUAUACAAAUUCAGCUAUUGCUAUGUAACA